GGGCAGCCAUGACUCUGGCCGAGCCGAGCCUCACGAAAAAGUGUGACUGAUCAUCAUUCGAUAUGGGACCCCCAAAUGAGAUAAUAAUUAACACUUAUGGUCUGCACGUCUUAUUAUACUCACAUAUCUUAUUUAAGCUAGCUAGCGCUUGAAGGCAAGAUACUUUUUCCUAAUGAUCCCAUGGCAAACUCAAACUAGGCCACAUUGCACAUGCACAUCCAUUUCUGAAGUAAACCGUACCGGUACAUGUGAAGGCCGAACGGUACCCCGACGGCGUGCCCCUCGCCUGAGCUGCCGGGCCAGCCGGCCAGACAGCUUGGCCAGUGCUGCUGCUAGCUUGCUGCAUGCAUGCCAUGCUUCAUGCUACGACCCAGGCGAACUAGCCUUGUGCUGUUAGCCGCGCCGGCCCGGGGCGCGCGGCGCCGUGGACCGACUUGCAUUUUCGGCAAUGUCCAUUCGUACAUGUACAGAGGGCAAAAUGGCCGGUACUAGCACACUGGAGUUAUUAGAACAAAGAAUUGCUGAGCUGGAAAGCAGGAUAUGCGGCGAAAGAAACCCGAUUGGUAUCCAAGGAUCGGUUAUUGAUAAUUUGCACGGAGUAAAGCAGAAGAUAGCUGGCAUAACAUCCGGUAAAAGCAAGACUCAAGCUGUGUGGAAAAGAUUGGAAGAGCUGAAUAAUUAUCUUGACCCUGAACUGUCUGGUCAGCUGACACUGAGCAGUGAGGCAAAAGCUGAUAUAAUCUUAGCAGAGGAAGAACAGCUAAAAGCACAGGUAGCUCUCUUAGAAAAGGUCAAAGAACUUUCUUCUGUGCUUGAUAGUGAACACAUUAAAGGUGUUCCUGGCUUAUCAGACAGACUGGUACCCCUGACCACAGUACAGGUCAAACAAGAGGAAGAGGCAAAGGAGCUUGGAGAAGAGACAAAGAAACUUCUAGAAUCAUAUAACAGUAUUAUAACCCUUCUCUCUAAACAGUUUGUGCAAUGGGAUGACAUCAUGACCAAAUAUGAGGUUGCUCAUCAAGUCAGGAAACCAGAUGUUUAUUAAUCUUCUUAUUAGUUGUGUAAACACAUCAAAUUAUCAUUAGCAAUUUAUUUAUAUAUGUACAUAUGUCUGAGAAUGCAGUUGCUCAAGUUCUAGACAGAUUCCCUAGAGUUGCGUUCAGACCUCACUACGGGGGAUUGGAAUCACGGUUUAAAAGAUGUUUGCAUUGAAAUCAUGCUUUAGAAAUUUCAUAAACAAAAGGUUAACAGUCUAUUAAGUAUUUUGACUUAUUCUUUCUUGAUGAUCAAACUCCUCAACAUAGUUUUUGAGCAACUGUGAGGCAAAACUUUGUAAAUAUGUAGGAGAUAUAAAGUAGAUGUUAAAUGGCAAAAGUUUUAUGUACAUGAAAACAUGAUAAUGAAAAUGGUUUGUAAUUUAUUUAAUAGUGAAGUGACAGUAAUCAGAUUAAUGGACACAUAGUAGUGCGUGUCCCGUCCAUUUGCAUAUUCUUACCAAUGCUGUGAUGUGAUACCGGUAUAUACAUGUACCAUGCGCAACUGAAAACUCUGAAGUCACCCUUAAAUCUUGUGAAACACCCCCUUGUAUAUGUCAUCCAUCGCCUCUUUAAUUUCCGUAAACAUAGCUACAUAGAGCUACCCAUUAAGUUACAGUAGUUCUCACAAUUCUUGCCAGUAAUGUACAUGUAGGGUAUAAGAUUUCAAUUUAGUUGAUUAUUAUUCCUGAUUUUGAACCAUUUUUUUUUUUUUUUUGGGGGGGGGGGCAGAUCGUAAAAAAUCUUCAGGUUUACCACUGAUUUAAUGUCUUUUAGUGGCUAUUCAGUUUCUAGAUGGGCUUUAGCUUAGUCCUUACAGCAAGUGGGUAGUUAAGUCAGUAAUCAGUGUUAAUUAAGUCAUCAUAUAUCAUACUAAUUUUUACCACAGCCCCCCAAGUUUAAUCAAUUUAACUUGACCCUUAAGCCUGGCUCACACCUUUGCUUUUCUGCUGUGUAUUGUUGACUUAGCUGAAAGCAGCCAAACGCAGCAAAUUAUAUUGUUGCUAUCACACUUUUGUGUAAGAGCUGGUAAAGUGCUGUGAGCUAAAAAGUGGUUGUAAAUUUUUGUAAUCCAAGCAGUAAUGCUGCACUUAGGCUUGCGUAUUGCUACACUCUGUUGCUGGCAUUUGCGAGUUUCACUCGUCUUUGCUUGUAUGGGUUUGGGUUGCGCUCAGUCACAGAUUUUUGAGAAAAAAAAUCAAACUACCGAGCUAGAAACGACGGCCUCUGCUUUAGUCUGCAUAUUGACCUUGUAUUAGCUCAUUUGAUUUUGUUCAUGUUGCAUUUGGAUGCAAUUGUCUUAUUUGGCCAAUAAAGAGCUGCUGAACACAGCCCAAAACACAAAGGUGCGAGCCAGGCUCUAGGAAUGGAAGGGAAAUUGCAAGGGCUGUUCCCUGAAAGAGCCACAGUAUUCUCAUGAAGAUGUUCUGUAAAACAUUCUGUGUAAGUUUGUUGAACAUUCCUGAAAUUAGCAAUCAAUCUAAAUCUGAAUUACUUCAUUUAAAUCUUGUAUAAUAGAAAAAAAAAUGGUAGUCUCCUUUGAUUUUGAUGCUCAGCUAAAGUUGAUCAUUAUCUCUUUACUCAGCUCUUUCCUUUUCUCCUUUUCACUGUAGCACAAUCUUUUAUGCCACUUUCAUUCUUGUUUUAUGAGCAGGACUUUGUAUAAUUCCUCAUGUACAUGUAUCUUUUGAAAUAUGCUUAAUACCAUGCUAAUUUUCCAUUAUAGUUGAUUUAUAAUUAUUAUGUAUUGACCAGGGUUCACAUACUAAUGACAUGUAAUAUGAAUUACUGUUAAAAUAAAGCUAAUACUGAACAUAAA
This is a messenger RNA of Lytechinus pictus (painted urchin), 2853 nucleotides long. Its product is annotated as dynactin subunit 3-like. Gene Ontology annotation, biological process: cytoskeleton-dependent cytokinesis. The coding region runs from base 449 to 1045 and encodes 198 amino acids. Lineage: Eukaryota; Metazoa; Echinodermata; Echinoidea; Temnopleuroida; Toxopneustidae. Gene Ontology annotation, cellular component: dynactin complex. The transcript is spliced from 7 exons. The record is from RefSeq and is a predicted model, not a curated record.